AUGACCUCUCCCAGCAGGUUUCCAAGAGAAGACAAGUACAACUCUAAAUAUUUGAUACGGACAACAUCGAGCAAUAUGUGGGUCCGGUUGUGGUUGGCCUUCUGUAUCUGCGCUGUUUCAGUAUGGUCACAACACGCCAACACGCAAGUGACACAAGAUGGCGCUGCGUUCGGUUGGGGCUGGCAGCUGUCACCGCUGGGCCAGGCUUCUACCAUUGGUCAUUAUUACGUCAAAUUACCACAGUCUGAGCAGCAAGUGAGGUAUGGACCAAAUGGCGGCGGAUACCAGACUGCAGCCACUGUAAACACUAACGUAGCGGCCGGACAGCAAGCUGUAGAUUUAAGCCAGCAGGCACAAAAUAUCUUCAAGCAAAGACAGAAUGUAACCCAAGUGCCAGCGCCACCAGCGAUCAACCAACAACCAGUCGACAUCUACCUACUCCAGCAGCAGUACCACCCAGUGCUCCCCACCCCAAACUACAGUCACAACCAACUGCAGUACAACGAGCCCCAAAGGGACCACUCGAACCCUCUUACGAAAGAGGACCCCAACGAGUAUCACCCCCAAGUCGUACAAGUCUUCAAAAACCACAAUUGUUCUAAUGAAGAAACUUCCAAUGAGUUGCAAAAUGAUUUGGAAAAAUCUAAACAGCUGUUCGCUGAAGUUCCUUCCUACGAUAUUCAUGAUAUCAAUAAUUUUGCUGCUACAAGUGCUCCUGGUACAUAUUACAGAGGCGCUGUUAAGUUCAGGGUUGAAAUUCCACGUGAUAAUGCCCGCAGUGAAAGAUAUUAUUACACCACCGCUGAAACUCCAUCCACAGCGCCCACUGAAAAUGCAACACAAGUUGGCAUCGAUAAACUUGUAGCCUCUACCCAGGACCUCAUUUCUAAUGAAGAUUUGUUAAUAAUCAAUCACGCAGCAGAAAAACAUGUGAAUGACCAAUCAGACGACAUAAUAAAACCUCGCUCAAGGUUUUAUGUCAAAAAUAAUGAUCACAAAGCGCAAGAUAGUAAUUCCAAACAUAUUACUGUUAAAGCCAAAAUCGGGAAUAUUGUUAAAAGCGACGUAGAACAUUUAGAAGACGACCAAAAGAAAGAAAACUUCUUACAUUCCAAUUCUAAUCAAUAUGAUUUCGCAACUCCUAUUGUUGUGCAAGAUAAUUCUUAUAACAACUUCAAAGACCAGAUUGUCGAUAAUCUUGUAUCAACAAUGGUUCCCUACAUGGAAAAUGGAUACCAAAUAGUAGGAGUCAGUGAUAAUUCUGGAGAAACUUACACAGAUGACAGCAAAGGCGAAGGCAAUAGGCUAGUUAAUGUUACUCCAAGACCAGUGAAUCAAAACUAUCUUGCACCAAUCACUGUAGCUCUAAGAUUAUUGAACGCUAACGACACAGAAUCGUUUAACACUAUAGAUGAUCAUGAGGCUUCAGACAGUGAAUUAGUAUCAGACACAGUACAGAGCCCACCGAAAGAAAAGACUAUCGUGGAAAUACAGGAAUCUAUUCCAGUUGAAAUAACUCACAUUAAUGAUGUAGAAGUUCAUGAAUACGUAGAUUUUGAUGAAGGACGAAGCAAUAAUAAGGGAUCUUUAGAUGUAGCGAAGAAUUUGUAUAACACAUACGUUGAUGCUUUAAAAUCGUCAAAAAAGAUACAAGAACAGAUGAAUAAGUUACUUUAUAGAUACGGAGCGACGAAAGAUAAUAGUCAAGAGAAAAAUGAAAAAGAUGAAGAACAGAAAGAACCUUUGGAACCGAGUGAAAAUAUACAAUCCCAAGUUGAAGUCAGACCUAAUGAAGAGGACGCUAACACGCCAAGAAGUGAACAGUAUCAAUAUUAUGACUAUGGUAAUAACAAUCCACAGAUAAUCCAACCCAUUAUUAUAGAAAAAGAGGUGCCAAUAACUAAGUUCGUAGACAGAUUUAUUGAAAAGAAGGUUCCGUACCCACAGCGCGUUGAAAUCAAAGUACCAGUGGACAGACCUGUACCUGUAGAAGUUCCUGUUGAGAAAAUCGUUGAAAAACCAGUCGAGGUAACUAAAUAUGUGGAUAAACCGUACCCAGUUGAGGUUCCUAGACCUUAUCCCGUUGAAGUUAAAGUUCCUUAUCCUGUGGAACAAAAGGUGUAUGUAGAUCGUCCUAUUCAUAUUCCCUACCCAGUAGAGAAGGUGGUUGAGAAGCAGAUACUUCACCCGGUUCCUAUUCCCACUCCCGUUGGCAUUCCCUAUGAAAUUCAAGUACCGAUUGAACACAAAAUAUUGUACCCAUUUCCGGUUGAUAGACCCGUACCAGUUCCAGUGGAAGUCGAGAAACCGGUUGAAAGAAUAGUUAAUAAAGAAGUUCCCGUACCUUACGCCGUCGAGAAACGUGUUCCUUACCCAGUUCAUUACGAAACCAGAGUUCCUGUCCCAUACCCGGUUGAGAAAAGAAUCCCAGUACCAGUUGAAAAGAUUGUUGAAAAACCGGUUACAAUAACCAAAUAUGUUGACAAGCCGAUACAUAUUCAAGUGCCUGUGCCUCAACCGGUUCCCGUACCAGUACAUGUUCCCCAACCUUACCCGGUCGAAAGAAUAGUCGAGAAAAAAGUUCCUUACCCGGUCCACGUAGACAGAUUAGUAGAAAAGAAAGUGCCAGUCCAAGUUCCCUACCCAGUUGAAAAAGUCGUCGAGAAAAUUGUUGAAAAACCGGUUGUGGUAACGAAGUAUAUAGAUAAACCUUAUCCAGUCGAGAAAAAAGUGCCGUAUCCAGUCGAAAAAAUUGUAGAAAAGAAAGUUCCUUACCCUGUCCAAGUCCCGUAUGAAGUUAAAGUGCCUUAUCCGGUUGAAAAAAUCGUUGAAAAACCGGUUCACGUACCAAUCCCCGUUUACCGAUAUGGAUACAACAACCAGGGUAGUGAGUCGAGGAACAAUGUCCAAACAGCACAAGCCCAGAACAAUAUAAAUGACAGAAAUAAGAAGAAUCCUAACCAACAGCAAAUAUUUAUAGCUCAAUACUACCAGCUUUUGAAAGAGAGACAGAGACAGCCCGUCGAGUCAGUUCAAUGGGGCAACCAAUACGCAUCCUCUUACCAAUAUAUAAACAACACUUCAGGCAAUAAAUUAGAAGAAAAGAAACCCAAUCCAUUAACCAGCUACAUAUCCUAUUUAACAAAUGGGCAAAGCAAAUCGAAUCAGUACUAUGGCCCAGUACCAACGCAAAAUCAAGAUGAUUGGUGGCAGAAUAAUAAGAAUUAUGUCGUUGAAGUCAAAAUGAGGAGGACGGAUAGGGAACCAAGAGUCGGCAAACAAGCCGUCUCAUUAUCUGAUGGUAAGCAAUCAGCGUCGACAAUGGACACUCGCAACAACUGA
Messenger RNA from Spodoptera exigua (beet armyworm), 3342 nucleotides. The record is from the annotation of a GenBank genome assembly. NCBI's taxonomy places the organism in Eukaryota, Metazoa, Arthropoda, Insecta, Lepidoptera, Noctuidae.